AUGAUAUUGUCUCUCUAUCUGACAUCGUACGAAGGGGUUCUAUCUGACAACGUACUCUGCGAUGAAGAGGGUGGUUCAUCUGACUUGGUAAAUGAUGAGGAUAUUACAUCUGACAUCGUUCUCAGUGGGGUAGAUGGUGACAUAUCUGACGUGAUAAAUAAUAAGGUCUCUCUUUCUGACAUCAUACUCAGUGGUGUAGAUGGCGACACAGUUGAAGUGAUGAUUGAUGAGGAUAUUCUAUCUGACAUCGUUCUUAGUGAUCUAGAUGGUGACACAUCUGAGUUAAUAUUUGAUGAGGACAGUCUGUCUGACAUCGUAUUCAGGGAUGAGGGUGAUGACGAAGACAUUCUCUCUGGCACCGUAUUCAGUGAUGAAGAUGGUGGUUCAUCUGACGUGAUAAAUAAUAAGGUCUCUCUUUCUGAAGAUGGUGACACAGCUGAGUUUAUAUUUGAUGAGGACAUUCUGUCUGACAUCUUAUUCAGUGAUGAAGAUGGUGAUUCAUCUAACGUGAUAAAUGAUGAGGACAUUCUAUCUGACAUCGUACUCAGUGGUAACACAGCUGAGUUAAUAUUUGAUGAGAACAUUCUGUCUGACAUCGUAUUCAGUGAUGAAGAUGGUGAUUCAUCUGACGUGAUAAAUGAUGAGGACAUUCUCUCUGACAUCGUACUUAGUGAUGUAGAUGGUGACAUAUCUGACGUGAUAAAUAAUAAGGUCUCUCUUUCUGACAUCGUACUCAGUGGUGUAGAUGGUGACACAGUUGAAGUGAUGAAUGAUGAGGAUAUUCUAUCUGACAUCGUACUCAGUGAUGUAGAUGGUGAUACAACUGACUUGCUAUAUGACGAGGACAUUUUAUCUGACAUCGUACUCAGUGAUAAAGAUGGUAAUACAUCCGACUUGCUAUAUGACGAAGACAUUCUCCCUGACAUCGUACUCAGUGGUGUAGAUGGGGACACGUCUGACUUGAUAAAUGAUGUGGACAUUCUCUCUGACAUCGUACUCAGUGAUGAAGACGGGGACACGUCUGACUUGAUAAAUGAUGAGGACAUUCUCUCUGACAUCGUACUCAGUGAUGAAGAUGGGGACAUGUCUGACUUGCUAUAUGACGAAGACAUUCUCUCUGACAUCGUACUCAGUGAUGAAGAUGGGGACACGUCUGAUUUGCUAUAUGACGAAGACAUUCUCUCUGACAUCGUACUCAGUGAUGAAGAUGGUGUCACAUCUGACGUGAUAAAUGAUGAGGACAUUCUAUCUGACAUCGUACUCAGUGAUGAGGAUGGGGACACGUCUGACUUGCUAUAUGACGAAGACAUUCUCUCUGACAUCGUACUCAGUGGUGUAGAUAGUGACACAUCUGACUUGUUAUAUGACGAGGACAUUUUAUCUGACCUCGUACUCAGUGGUGCAGAUGGGGACACGUCUGACUUGAUAAAUGAUGAGGACAUUCUAUCUGACAUCGUACUCUGCGAUGAAGAUGGUGAUUCAUCUGACUUGGUAAAUGAUGAGGAUAUUAUAUCUGACAUCGUACUCAGUGAUGAAGAUGGCAAAACAUCUGACUUGCUAUAUGACGAAGACAUUCUCUCUGACAUCGUUCUCAGUGGUGUGGAUGGUGUCACAUCUGAGGUGAUAAAUGAUGAGGAAAUUCUAUCUGACAUCGUACUCAGUGGUGUAGAUGGUGACACAGCUGAAAUGAUAAAUGAUGAGGACAUUCUAUCUGACAUCGUACUCAGUGGUGGAGAUGGUGACGCAGCUGAAGUGAUAAAUGAUGAAGAUAUUUUAUCUGACAUGGUUCUGAGUGGUGUAGAAUGUGUCAUAUAUGGGGACAUAAAUGGUGAGAGCAUAUUCUCUGACAUCGUACUCAGUGGUGUAGAUGGUGACACGUCUGACUUGAUAAAUGAUGAGGACAUUCUAUCUGACAUCGUACUCAGUAGCGUAGAUGGUGACACGUCUGACUUGAUAAAUAAUGAGGACAUUCUCUCUGACAUUAUACUCAGUGGUGUGGAUGGUGACAUGUUUGACGUGAUAAAUGAUGUGGACAUUCUCUCCAACAUAGUUAUUAGUGUUGUAGAUGGGGACACGUCUGACUUGAUAAAUGAUGAGGACAUUCUCUCUGACAUUAUACUCAGUGGUGUGGAUGGUGAUAUGUUUGACGUGAUAAAUGAUGUGGACAUUCUCUCCAACAUAGUUAUUAGUGUUGUAGAUGGUGACACGUCUGACUUGAUAAAUGAUGAGGACAUUCUCUCUGACAUUAUACUCAGUGGUGUAGAUGGUGACACAUCUGACGCGAUAAAUGUUGAGGAUAUUCUCUCUGACAUCGUACCCUGCGGUGUAGAUGCUGACACAUCUGACGCGAUAAAUGAUGAGGAUAUUAUCUCUGACAUAAUACUCAAUGGUGUAGAUGGUGACACAUCUGACGCGAUAAAUGUUGAGGAUAUUCUCUCUGACAUCGUACUCAGUGGCGAAGAUGCUGACACAUCUGAUGUGAUAAAUGAUGAGUUCACUCUUUCUGACAUCGAACUCAGUGGUGUAGUUGGUGACAUGUAUGACGUGAUAAAUGAUGAGGUCACUCUUUCUGACAUCGAACUCAGUGGUGUAGAUGGUAUCACGUAUGAAUUGACAAAUGAUGAGGAUAUUUUAUCUGACAUUGUACCCUGCGGUGUAGAUGCUGACACAUCUGACGCGAUAAAUGAUGAGGAUAUUAUCUCUGACAUAAUACUCAAUGAUGUAGAUGGUGACACAUCUGACGCGAUAAAUGUUGAGGAUAUUCUCUCUGACAUCGUACUCAGUGGCGUAGAUGCUGACACAUCUGAUGUGAUAAGUGAUGAGGACAUUCUUUCUGACAUCGUACUCGGCACACUCGGUGAAACGUCUGACCUGAUUAAUGACGAGGACACUGUAUUUGACAUAGUACUCAGUGGUGUAGAUAAUAGCACAUCCGACUUGAUUAAUGAUGAGGCCAUCCUCCCUGACAUCGUACUCAGUGGUAUAGAUGGUGACACGUCUGACUUGAUAAAUGAUGAGGAGAUUCUCUCUGACAUCGUACUCAGUGGUAUAGAUGGUGACACAUCUGACUUGAUUAAUGAUGAGGCCAUCCUCCCUGACAUCGUACUCAGUGGUGUAAAUGCUGACACACCUGACUUGAUUUGUGAUGAGGACAUUCUCUCUGACAUCGAACUCAGUGGUGUUGGUGGUAUACCUGUUGAUGUAGUUAAAGAAACUGGCAUACCCUCCGACUUCUCACUCAGUGAUGGGGAUGGUUUCACGGCUGAUGACAUACUUUCUGGUAUCAUGUCAUAA
Mizuhopecten yessoensis (Yesso scallop) is the source of this 3294-nucleotide messenger RNA. Its product is annotated as dentin sialophosphoprotein-like. The record is from RefSeq and is a predicted model, not a curated record. The transcript is spliced from 2 exons. Bases 1 to 3294 code for a protein of 1097 amino acids. NCBI's taxonomy places the organism in Eukaryota, Metazoa, Mollusca, Bivalvia, Pectinida, Pectinidae.